This is a messenger RNA of Paramuricea clavata, 4103 nucleotides long. The record is from the annotation of a GenBank genome assembly. NCBI's taxonomy places the organism in Eukaryota, Metazoa, Cnidaria, Anthozoa, Malacalcyonacea, Plexauridae.
GCACAGCAGACCCAAGACGCAAUCGCUACAAACUAUUUUUAGAAUGUACAUUAAUUCUUACCUCCGUGGUUCCGCCCGAGUUACCGAUAGAACUCUCACUUGCUGUCAAUUCAUCUUUACUGGCGCUUUCAAAGUUAGGUAAGAAAUAUUUAUUCUUAGAGCAUUAAUGAAGGCCAAACUCGUGUAUAAAACAGUAAAUCAAUAGAGCAUUAAUGAAGGCCAAACUCAUGUACAAAACAGUAAAUCAAUUAAGUCCACAAAGACUGUGUAACAUUUUCCAAUUUUCCAACACUGUUAAUAUAUUUAAAAAUGGUAGAAGCGUAACCAGGAUUAUUCAUAUUAAUAGUUUGGACGUUCUCUGGUUUAUAAACCAGAGAACGUCCAAACUAUUAAUACUGUUAAUAUAGUUAUAAUUUAAGAGGUUCUUCAACUGGGCUUUUUAUUCCAAGGCCCAGGACAGAAUUUUUUAAAAAAAGUUUCAGUUACAGUGGGGCUAAAUUAUGGACAAGAAUACCAGAAAAUAUUCGAAAUUCGAUAUCUUACAACUCGUUUUGUAAAAACCUUUUCUCCUUGGCCUCCCAAUUAUUAAGUUAAGUAGUUCAGUUAAGUUAAGUGAAUAUUUAAUAGCAUUUGUAUAAUACUCGACGUCUCAGCGCGAAAAGCUUGAUGGAAUGCAUACAAUAUGUAAUGGACUUGCUAUUCCCUAAUGAACAAAAUUUUGAUCUAGACAAGUCUAGACAAAUAUUUCAUCACAGCUUGAAAGAGCAUCACAAAAGUAGUGAUAUUCCGAAGUUUCGUUGCGAAAUGUUGUAAAAUGCGGAUAAUAUAGCCCUGCGAAGUUUACCGUUUUUCAGUCAUUUUGUAUUACGCACGGAAUAUUGUUAUUACCUUUUUCAGAAAGCGGUAUCAAUUUCCCGUGCGUAAUACAAAAUGACUGAAAAACGGCAAACUUCGCAGGGCUAUAUUAUCCGCAAUGCGGAUAAUAUAGCCCUGCGAAGUUUGCCGUUUGUCAGUCAUUUUGUAAAUGCGGAUAAUAUAGCCCUGCGAAGUUUGCCGUUUUUCAGUCAUUUUGUAUUACGCACGGGAAAUUGAUACCGCUUUCUGAAAAAAAGGGGCUAGUUUCGCCCCUGGGUGUCGCCCCCCCUCCCCCCAAGUCUCGCGAAAGUGUUCAUUUCAAAACAUUUUAUUUUUCCUAAUUUUUUAGGAGUAUUUUGUACUGAACCUUUCCGCAUUCCAUUUGCUGGUAAAGUUGACAUAUGUUGCUUUGAUAAAACUGGAACGUUAACUAGUGACAAUCUCGUGGUUGAGGGCGUCGCAGGAUUAAGGUUGGUUCUCGUUAAUGUUUAUAGAGCAAUUUUAACCGAGCCAAAAAUUACCAAUUACUCAGGCCUAUUGUUUGAACUAAAAGUUACGAACAUAAAUUUAGAAAUGAGUAAAGCCAUUUUUCCACUUCAAGCGUACCGUACCGAAACGUAUCAAAAACGUUUUUAAAUUUCAAAAUUUAGUGAAUGCUGAUUGGUUAAUACUUCUGUAGUACGCCAAAAAGUUGACUCGCGACGAGCUUUUUAUUUUGAUACACGAAUACACCCGGAAAUACGUGGAUUUAAGCCGGUUUUCCACUUCAAGCGUACCGUACCGAAACGUAUCAAAAACGUUUAUAAAUUUCAAAAUUUCGUGAAUGUUGAUUGGUUAGUACAGUCGAACUAUAUAUUAGUAAGCGGACACCUCUCUUAAGCGGACACCUCUUUUAAGCGGACACAUAUCUCAGGUCCCAUUCGGUUUCCUUAAUAAAAUACUAUUAUCAUAACCCCUAUUAAGCGGACACCCCUCUUUAACGGACGCGGACACCUUUCUGGAGGUCCCAAUGGGCAAAUCAACCUCUCUUAAGCGGACAGAUGACAGAUUGUCUGAUAAAAUGUAUUCAAUAUUCGACAGUAAAUAACAAUUGAGAUCAAUUUACAUGGCACAUUGACAGUGACACAUCAACUUGGCGCGAAGACAUCAGAGCCAAGAUUAUUGAGGAAGUGACGAAUGAGGACGGAGGACUGUGAGCCGCCAGCCAUGAUGAUACUCAAAUUACACACCGGGGCUUGCCGCUUGGGCGCACUUAAAGGCACUUUCAUUCAUUUCACACGUUUCUGCUCUGCCUUUGGUUCACGUAUUUACAAUCUUAUAAUCUUGUCACUAAAUUGUUGUUAUCUGGAAACGGUAUACAGUAAACUUUGCAUUGAUUUACCUGUUAAUUUGGGAGACUAACAUGAACUAAAUGUACUUAUUUCAAGCGCAAGCUCGCCCAAAUAUUUUUACAAUUGAGUUACGAAGUUGAUCAUCUACCCGUCGUAAAUACUGAGUUCUUAUGUAUGUGUGUAAUAUUUGUGUAAUGCUUUAAUUGCUUUAUUAUGAAUAUAUUAAAUAAUGACUGGUAAGAAUAUUUUUACCACAGACGAGCAAGUUCCCAUUGACAUGUUUUCCUUGACAAGUCUUAUUUGUUCUUUUGUAUGGCAAAAAUUGAUAAUUUUGACAAGGAGACUUGUUCAAAAGCUAGUCGUGCCAGUUUUAAAAAGGAAAUGUUCCUGGGAUCCCGAAUUUGGCUUUUUCAAGUCUUCCUGAAAAGCGCAGAAAACAGUGGAAAAUGUGACCGCACGUUACCCCAAAUUUGAACAUUAAACAACACUUCACAUGACAGAUAAGAAAUUAUAUGAUAUAAUUAUUCCUUAAGAUUCUUUCAUAAUGUAUAUAUGUGUAUAAAACGUUCGUCAAUCUUCUUGCCCAGAGAUUUAAUGUUCCUUAGCAUCCCGAUAUCGAUUCCACUUUUUUCAACGUCCAUUUCCGAUUAAUUACCGGCUCAUUCCUAAUUCUCCGAUCCUAGAAAUCGUUAUCGAUAUUUCAUGCUCAUAGCGAAACAUGUUCACUGCAGCGGAAAAUUCCAGUCAAAUGUAUAGGAAAAACAAAACAUUUAAUACGCCAUUACUCGUACCCUGAAUCUCCAGACUUCGUGAAAUUCGGUAUACACUAAUUUGAGCAUGAAAAUUUCAAGAUCUGUAGAUAGUGCAUGAGAUGAAAAACCGAUGACGUCAACUCGAAUCAGAAAAUUUCAAGAAUCAAAAUAACUCUUUUUAUUUCAGUGAAUCGCAAGAGGAAUGUUUUGAGCUAUCAGAUGUUCCUAAUGAGACACUACAAGUAUUAGCCUCCUGUCAUUCUCUGGCUUAUGUCGAUACUAACUUGGUUGGUGACCCAUUAGAGAUCGCCUGUCUCUCAGCUAUAGACUGGACACUCACAAAAGGUAAGGCAUGCACGGAUCUACUCCGGCCGGCCCAUUCCUGGUCAUCUAUUACGACUCACUCACCAACCGUACGUGAAUUGAUUUAUACUCAUCACACAAUUAUGCCUUUAUGAGGGUGAUAAUUUUAUUAAGGCAAAAAAUGAUAGAUAUGUCACUGAUACAAUUUUUGACUCGCGGAUUUUGCGAAGCAACAUAUGUGAGUCUUUGUGGGUACUUGAGUGUGGGUUGAGUGUGGGGCAGUUAAACAAUGGAAAAUGACCAGCCUGCUUUGUGCAUACUGUUUGCCUGUGAGGCCGGCCUUUCAGAUCCGGAAAUCGGGCUGGAGCACGCGUUCGUUCUGUUAAUUUGGCAAAAGAAGCACAACAAAUGGCAAAUUCGCACUGUGCCCAUUUGCAAAAACAACUGCAAGCUGCUCUAAUUCUUUCUGUCACUUUCAUUUGAUCUCAUCCGUGAGUCGGCCUCAAUGGCCUUUGAUUGUUGCUGAAAUCGCUUUUUGUCCUGCCAUUUUAAUAAGCUUUCAUUGGGAAAUGAUUAAUAUUAAUAAAUUCGGACCCUGAUAAAGUAUAUAAUGAUAUCGUACCUCAAGCGAUAAAACUGAUAUCGCCUCGCCCCUCGUAUGAUAACCUAUACAUAUAUUCCCGCAGGUGAUAUUGUAAUGCCGAAGAAAGGCAAGAAGCAGUCAUUACGUAUUCUACAUAGACAUCAUUUUGCCAGUUCAUUGAAACGUAUGUCCGCUGUCGUGUCAGUACAAAGUCCUGGUUCCUCUGCAUCAACCUAUAUAGCCACGGUGAAAGGAGCUCCAGAAACUCUACGGUCAAUG